UGGGCGGUGAGAGCGGCGGGGCAGGGCCGGGCCGGGCGCGGCUCCCCGGGCGUCCCGCGUUCUCUGCCCGAUCUCUGCCGGGCCGCCCCUUCCCUGCCCUGGGGAGCUGCGGUGUCUCCGUGCCCGGCCGAGCGCCUGCCCUGACCUGAGCCGGGGCUGUGGGUCGGAGGCUGAGGAGCCCCCGGCGGGCUAAGCAGGUAAAGCCGGGCCCGGGAAAUUUUACAAGGGGAUAAGGUGAGAAGCAGAGCAGUGGAAACAUGGCCCUGCAAGAGAGAGGAACGAGCAGCAGCCCCAGCAAUGACAAGCAGGAACAGAACUAUAAUCGUGUGAUUACAAUUGUCUUCCUGGCCCUCUUCAUUGACUUGUUGGGAUUUGCCCUCAUCUUGCCACUCUUUCCUUCCAUCCUUGAUUAUUACAGCCAGACUGAGGAUGGAUUCUAUUUGUCAUUGCAACGUGGGGUGGACUGGUUUGCAGUGAUGGCUGGGAUACCUCCAGAGAGGAAAUACAACAGUGUCUUGUUUGGAGGUCUGAUUGGCUCAAUCUUUUCCCUCCUGCAGUUUUUCUCCUCUCCCCUCACUGGUGCUGUGUCAGACCACUGGGGCAGAAGGCCUGUCAUCCUGGUGACAGUGAUGGGUUUGAUAGCAUCAUACUCACUCUGGGCUGCCUCUCGGACUUUUGGCGUUUUUCUUCUCUCCAGGAUCAUAGGUGGGAUAAGCAAAGGGAAUGUCAGCCUCUCCACAGCUAUCAUUGCUGACUUGCACUCUGCAAAAGCACGGAGCAAGGGCAUGGCCAUGAUUGGUGUUGCUUUCUCCCUGGGCUUCACCCUGGGCCCCAUGAUGGGUGCUUACCUCACCAUGCAGACAGAGAAGGGAGAAGUCUUCUACCUUCGCUCAGCCUUGUCAGCACUCGUGUUUUCUGUGGCUGAUUUCAUUUUCAUCUUCCUCCUUCUUCCAGAGACACUUCCCAAGGAAAAACGGGUCCCUUCUGUGGCAUCUGGAUUUCAGGCAGCAGUUGACUUGCUCAGUCCUUUGGCUUUGUUUCAGUUCUCUGCAGUCACCCGAGGAAAGGAAUCCCCUUCAGAGCAGAAUCUUCAGAAUCUCAAAAUUUUGGGCCUGGCCUACUUCCUGUACCUCUUCCUGUUUUCUGGCUUGGAGUAUACACUGAGUUUUCUCACUCACCAGAGAUUCCACUUCAGCAGCAUGCAGCAGGGCAAGAUGUUUUUCUUUAUUGGAAUAACAAUGGCUGUGAUCCAGGGAGGCUAUGCUCGCCGAAUCAAGCCAGGAAAUGAAAUCAGAGCUGUAAAAAGGGCUAUUAUGUUGCUGAUUCCAGCGUUCUUGUUAAUUGGAUGGGCUGCAAAUGUGACCAUGCUGAGUGCCGGACUGUUGCUGUACUCCUUCGCUGCAGCCAUUGUUAUCCCGUGUUUGUCAGCAGUGGUGUCAGGCUAUGUGUCACACUCUGCUUGCACAGGCACUGCCGGCCAGAAGGGACGAGUCAUGGGCAUCCUGAGGAGCCUGGGCGCCCUGGCCAGAGCCCUGGGCCCCAUCCUGGCAGCUGCAGUUUACUGGCUGGCUGGGGCAGAGGUUUGCUUCACUAUCUGUGGAGCUUUUUUCCUUGUCCCCUUGGCUCUACUCAGGUCUAUAAAACAGACAAAGGAGGAGUAGGAAGGAACCACAAAACCAUCACCAGCUUCCAAGGACCUCUGCAAGACCUGACUCUUGGCACCUGACUCUGCUGAGCAAAUAGGAAGAUUUUGAUCUUCUGGAAGGAGAUACACGAUGAUGAACAUUUGCAGCAACAUACAGCAGUUUUGUUUAAGGUGGCCUCCCAGCCAGCUGGGUUAGCUUUGCAAAUAGAAAAACACCAAACAAACAAAAACAGACACACACACCCCCUUACCAAGAGCUGAGUAAGGCACGAAGAGCAGCAGAGAAGCAGAGACAGCACAACAGCAGCAGGCCUGGAGCCCUCCCCACUCAGCAGGUGCUGUUGCACACAGGGCUCUGCUCCUCACCCCGAGCCUCUGCAGGGGCUGGGCUGCCACAGAACAAACCCUCAGGACCAUUCUGAUGGCGUUUUUGUACAAGUGGUACAAGAGCGCUGCAAUUGCUGCAUCCACACCUGCAAACGUGAUGGUCAAACAAAAACAGAGGCCCACUACAGGCUGCCUGGUACCCCACUGGUACUUUGGCACAGGUGGACUGUUUUUAAUAUACAAAUAAAUUUGGAGACCUGUUUUAUAUUUCUAAUACUGUGGGAUGUUUUUGAUGACCAAGCCCUGUUCUUUUUGCAUUACAAUAAAGGGUUACAUUGAA
Messenger RNA from Pyrgilauda ruficollis (rufous-necked snowfinch), 2312 nucleotides. RefSeq names its product major facilitator superfamily domain containing 10 (gene SLC75A1). Gene Ontology annotation, molecular function: transmembrane transporter activity. The transcript is spliced from 13 exons. NCBI's taxonomy places the organism in Eukaryota, Metazoa, Chordata, Aves, Passeriformes, Passeridae. The coding region runs from base 258 to 1661 and encodes 467 amino acids. The record is from RefSeq and is a predicted model, not a curated record. Gene Ontology annotation, cellular component: brush border membrane. Gene Ontology annotation, biological process: transmembrane transport.